Molecule: messenger RNA, 1281 nt
Organism: Phytophthora infestans T30-4
Lineage: Eukaryota; Oomycota; Peronosporomycetes; Peronosporales; Peronosporaceae
Exons: 2
Coding region: 1-1281 (426 amino acids)
Source: RefSeq, a predicted model, not a curated record
AUGGCGUUUCAGACGCCUACAUGUAUGUCAGCGCUGGGGCUUCCGCAAUCGCGACUCCGUGACCGAGAUGCCGCUUCUAUGAGUGCCAAGGAAGCUGCGCUGUUCCGGCGGCGGCGUGCUAUUGCCGGCGUGGUGCUCGUCGCACUGUGUCUGUGUGUCAUGAUGACCUGGCGCCUCUCCACGCAACUUCCAUCGUCUGCGACGUCCCGAACGACUCGCGGCUUUCGAGAUGAGAAACAGAUCGUAGUGGUGCUCACUCAUUUUCGAGACAGCGACGCGUGCGCCCAAGCGAUCGUUGAUGCGCGCGCGACGGCAUUCCUCCCGCGAGUCCACUUCCGCGUCUUUGAGGAGCUGUAUUUGACGCAGGAGCAGACGUGCGUGCAGCGGCUCUGCGAGCUGAAGCCCAAAGACUGCAAGCAAUUGCUUCGAUCCGGACAGCUUCGCAUGCAAAGGAGAGAUGCGUCGGGCGCUCUUGGAACGACCGUUGCUCGAUACAUAGCAGAAGGGAUGGUGGAGCACAAAUUCGUGAAUGACUUUUACCUUUCGGUGGACCCGGCGGUGGUAGUCUUCACAGAGAACUGGGAUCUCGAGCUUCUCAAGGAAUGGUAUAGCGUGGGAAAUGAUAUGGCUAUCCUGAGCGUUGCCCCCAAGGCUAUUCAACUGCGUGGUCUAACGAACUCGACUGUACUCGUGCAAUGCUCAGCGCGCAUCCACUCCAAGUCUUCAGACGCAGUGGUGGAAUUUAAUGCCCCCGAGCCAAUGCCACGUCAAGGAGCUGCGCUUCUGUCGCCGGUGCUGCAGACGCAAUACUCGGAAGUGUUUCACUUCGGUCCAACUCGAGCACUUUUCGACGUGCGCUCGGACCCCCACACGCCAUUGAUCUCGGUCGGCCACGAAUACGCGCGAGCGACGCGCUUCUGGACUCGCGGCUACGACUUCUAUGCACCUAACGAGGACGUACUGUUUGCUCGAUACCAGUGGCAGGAGCCUCCACUUCCGAUGGCCUCUGGGGCUAUCGGCGACGAUACAGACAUGCAGCAGCAGAGCAGGAAGGACGAAGCCAACCGGCGUAUUCGACGGCUGCUCGGACUGCCAGUGUCAGUCCAGGACAGGCAGCUGGAACAGUCCGAUAUUUUUGCUCUGGGCAGUCAACGAUCUAUGGAAGCAUGGCAGCAGUUUUCCGGUGUGGAUCCUCGCGCUGCCUACAAUGAGUCCACGACCAACCAAUUCUCGCUCUGCGGUGCAAUUGCAAGUGGCAAAGUGCAUUACGUGCCCUACUAA